Molecule: messenger RNA, 4714 nt
Organism: Solanum tuberosum (potato)
Lineage: Eukaryota; Viridiplantae; Streptophyta; Magnoliopsida; Solanales; Solanaceae
Product: protein DETOXIFICATION 55
Exons: 2
Coding region: 1934-3421 (495 amino acids)
Biological process (GO): xenobiotic detoxification by transmembrane export across the plasma membrane
Cellular component (GO): membrane
Molecular function (GO): antiporter activity; xenobiotic transmembrane transporter activity
Source: RefSeq, a predicted model, not a curated record
AAAGUGCAAUAAUUCAAUAUUGAUAAGUAGUCAUUUGCCAGAGGUGUAACUAAACUGCACAUGGAUGGUUUCAUCACAAUGUGACAACAUUACUUCAGUUCAAAUGACUUAAUCACUUAACAUUACCUUCAAUUCAAAUAACUUAAUUACUUUUAGUCAAUAUUACCAUUCAGACAUGGAGACAAAGGGGGUUUCUUCUAGAAUAACCUGAGUGAAAAGGAAACAGUGAGCUUUGUGACCUGAAAGAUGGAAACCUUGUGUUCUUUUUCUCAAGUCAAAUGCACGUUCCUAACUAAUUGCUGAGACUUGUAUAGGAUAGAGGUGAAAUGUCACUCAUGUAACCUUUGUACAGGGCAAAGUUGUAGUGGAUUGAAGGCAUAAGACAGGUACAAUAACAAAAGCAAGUAUGCACAUGUACCCCCAACUAAAGACACUAAAGAGUAAGAGGAAAACAACCUUACACAACAAGAGUCCAAAAAUAACUAACUAACCAAAGGGGAGGUAGGUUUUAACACUUAGUUAUACAUAGGAGAUGUGGAAACCAAAGUGGGGAGGGAUAUUGAAAGCAUGUACAAAUAAGGAUAUGAAAAUUGAAAGAAGACAGUUGUAUUAACUUUUCAAGACAAAGGGUGUGCUACAAUUUAAAAUGGAGUUUGGCCUUGGAAUCUUUUGGAUACACGAGAAUAACCAUAGAUGUAAACAUCGCUGGAAGGUUUUUGCUUAACCUAAAAACACCAACUAGCAUGUGAGAAGGGCUCAAUCAUGGGACCACCACCAUUAACAUAGUUUUAGAUUCCAUCAUUAGCAUGAGAAAAGGCAUUACCUAAUUCUAAUUAUCAAAAGGAACAAUAAUAGUUAGGCCACUUUGUACUCCAAUGUACUAAAGGUUGCAACUCACAAUAAGAAAAUCAGAAUACUAUGAUAAUACCCCGUUCACUUCAGAUUUGCUUUAAAUAAGAUAUCCUAUACAAAUAGAAAAGUAAUUAUUUCUAUGCAUUACAAAUAGAAAAUUCCCAUCAUUUGACUCAGAUUGAUCCUAAGUGGUUAUGAGAAGUCAAUUAAAAUGUCUCCUUAGUGGCUUCCUCCCAAAGUAAUAAUGAAAAUACAGACCUUGAAUGCAUAUGACGGAAGGCCCCAACCCAAGGUAAAGUUUGAACCCCUUGAGUAGUUCAACAUACAGUGCAAAAGUGGUAUAAUACAUAAAACAGAAAGGUAAAAGGAUAACAAGAAAGAACCUGUCAUUAACAAAAACACACGUGAACCAUAUUUACAGUUCAAUACCAAAACAUUUUCAGGCCAGAAUAUAUCAGUAACCUAGGUUGCUCGGACUCUCCAAAAAUGUUACCACACCCAUGUCGGAUCCUCCAAAAAAUGCACUACUUUUGGAGGAUUUGACACGCUCUUGGUGGCAUUUUUGAAGAGUCCGAGCAACAUAGACAGUAACGUAAUAUUCAAGCAUAGUUCUUUAAGAAGGAGAAGUGGAUAUUUCAUUACAUUUGCUGUGAAGUGGAUAUGUUCUUACAUACUUGGAAAAAGGACAAACUGUAGCCACAACAGUUGGACCAGGAGAGCACACCUUAUUACUCAAUGUAAAUAAUAUUCACCGUGCUUCAUUACAUAGCUCAACUCCAGUUCUAAACUUUCAACAACCAGUAACUCAGAAAUCCACCACCACCUCCAGCCCCUAUAAAUAUCCUUGUUCCUGGACACUCAAGUUAGUGUCUCUCAGUAUCUCCUUCCCUCUCUUCCUCUCUCGCUCUCUCUAUCUAUAUAUCUCUCCUUCUCUAUAUAUCUUUCAUAAGUGCAUGUGAGUGGGUAGUAUUUGUGCAUGGAUACAGAAGUGCAUGCAGAAAAAGGAUUUAUACACAAUUAAGCUCUCUCUAUAACACUCCAAAACAAGCAACAAGAGAUAAGAGGAAGAAGCUUAAAGAAGAUGGCAGCAGAACAGAUCAAAAAGCACCCGACAUUACCAGAGGUCAAGGAGGAAUUGAAGAAAAUAAUUGACAGAGGUUUUCCUAUACUUGCUAUGGGCUUGGCAACCUAUUUGAAAAACAUGAUUUUAGUUGUGUGCAUGGGAAGGCUGGGAAGCUUGGAGCUGGCAGGGGGUGCACUGGCCAUUGGCUUCACCAAUAUUACUGGUUACUCAGUCUUGUCUGGCCUAGCCUUGGGGAUGGAACCACUUUCUAGCCAGGCUUUUGGAUCAAGAAACUUAACUUUAGUGUCUCUUGCCCUCCAAAGGACAAUCUUUAUGUUAUUAACUGCAUCUAUACCUAUUGCCUUUUUAUGGUUUAAUUUUGAGUCUCUCAUGCUAAAGCUACACCAAGACUCACAAAUAAUACAUGUAGCAAGUGUAUUUUGCAGAUUUGCUGUCCCAGAUCUUAUUGCUAACAGCUUUCUUCACCCUUUACGCAUCUACUUACGGUGUAAAGGUACAACAUGGCCUCUAUUAUGGUGUACUUCACUUGCAACAAUGCUGCAUUUCCCUAUCACAGUUUACCUGACUUUUACUCUGAGUCUUGGGAUCCAAGGAAUUGCAAUUUCAACCUUUGUCUCCAACUUUGUCACCUUAUUCUUCCUUUUAGGCUAUAUAUUCUUUACUUAUGACCAAAACGGAUCUCCAUCAAAACCCCUAGCAGAAAAUGUAAAACUUCUUCCUUCCAUUUCUGUGGGAGAACAAUGGAUAAUGCUUCUUCAACUUGCUAUACCUAGCUGUUUAGCAGUUUGCUUAGAGUGGUGGUGGUAUGAAUUCAUGACAGUUCUAGCCGGCUACCUUGACAGACCUGAAGUUCCACUUGCUGCAUCUGCUAUCGUUAUACAAACCACAUCCCUCAUGUACACAUUACCUUCGGCCCUAAGUGCUUCAGUCUCAAGCAGGGUAGGGAAUGAACUUGGAGCGGGACGGCCAGCUAAGGCCCGCUUGGCAACAGGGAUAGCCAUAGGGCUGGCCUUUUUGACUUCAACAUUUGGAUUCAUACUGACCACCCUAGGGAGAGAAGCAUGGGGAAGAGUCUUUACAAAAGAUAGAGAAGUUCUGGAGCUAACAGCGACCGUUCUUCCCAUUAUUGGACUUUGUGAACUAGCUAAUUGUCCACAGACAACAUGUUGUGGGGUUCUUCGGGGGAGUGCUAGGCCCGGUGUUGGUGCAGGUAUUAACUUUUACUCGUUCUAUUUGAUGGGAACACCAGUGGCCAUCACUUUGGCCUUCGUUUGGAAGCUAGGAUUUUUGGGCCUUUGUUAUGGGCUUCUAGCAGCUCAAGUGGCAUGUGUAAUCUCAAUGUUAAUAGUCACUUAUAGUACUGAUUGGGAAGGAGCAUCAUUGAAGGCAAAAGAACUAGUGGGAAGAUCUAAUGAACUCCCAUAUGAAGAUCAACUGGUAAAAUUUGAGGAGGGUAAUGGAUUUCUCAAAAGAUUUAGCUUCUGAAGAGGAAGGAAAUCUAAGGAUGCAAUGGAUGGAAAGGAAAAGGAAGAGAUGGCACAGACAAGAAGAAAGCGAAGAACAUUACAUCCUCUCAGUAUUUCGAGUCAUAGAAUAUGCAACAUGUACCUUGGACUUUUGACGUUAAAGCAACUAGUUUCAUAUCUAACAGGAUUGUUGAUGGGAUAAUGGAAGUAUAGGCGAGCAGAAGUGUGUUUUAUAGCCCAAAUGUGUAAAUGUAAGAGGCUUUUGGUUUGCAUUUUCUAGAUAUCAAUAUAUGUUAUCUUAGUAGCUAUGACAUAAACAUUUGCAUGAGCUUCUAGUUUCUAUUUUACAGUUAUCAGACUAACCAUCACAACAUGCUUCAAAUUCAAUGCACCCUCUCUCCCUCCCUUCUUAAAAUUUGAGACAGAAAAGGAGUGCAUUUUAUCUCUGCAUUUGUGGGGCAUAAGCUCUAAAAGAAGAAGCAAAAGCCCUAUGAACUUCAAUUUUGGAUUAUCAAAUAUUAUUUGAAUAUUUAAAAGAUACUUUAGGAGAAAAAAAUAUUCAUUGUUAGGGGAACAAUCUUAUAAAUGGAACAAUUUUGAAUAGAAUAUUAUACUUCUCUAGGAGAAAUCAAUUACAGAAGUGAUAUAUUUUUUCUGAAGAUGUAAAGGUUUACUACAACACAUAUUUAGCUCAUAACAUUGAUUUUGUCAUUUUCACCUUUACUCCAUAUCUUUCACACAGUAAAACAUUUUGUGUACUUGUAAGUCUCUAUAAUAAGACAUUAGCUCAAAUUAACAUUGAUUUUCCUUAGGUAACCAAAAAUUGAGAUACAAAAGGAGCAGUCAGUAGAGAGAUACGAACAAACAGGGUCUGCAGUGAGAGGCCAACAGGAAUAAAAAAAUUUAAAGCCCGGGUGCGAUUUGAUAAUAUUGCCCUAAUGAGAGCCCAGUGCCUUUUAACAUGUUGGUAAGUAUAUAUAUUUCAAAAUCAUAAGUUCAUAACUAUCUGUAGAAAAUGAAAAUUAAAAGAGACCAAGAGAAAAAACUGAACAUAAGACACUAUGAAUUAUGCAAGAGCAUUAAAAUAAAUGUCAAAGACUUUCUUCACUUCUUCCACAACAUUCAUAUAAAAAUACACAGAUUGUGCUCUGCCGAGCCCCUAUACACCCCCUAAUGGCUUCUGAAAUUCAGUGUCUCUACACAUUGGGAGGCAAACUACACAAAGUGGAAAUGUAACUGACUUGGUAGCAGUGUUAUCAAAGGCGAAAAGCACAAAAAAGCUCUAAGGUCUGUUGGGGCUUUAAGCGCAAAG